Molecule: messenger RNA, 846 nt
Organism: Magallana angulata
Lineage: Eukaryota; Metazoa; Mollusca; Bivalvia; Ostreida; Ostreidae
Product: homeobox protein BarH-like 1
Exons: 3
Coding region: 87-806 (239 amino acids)
Biological process (GO): regulation of DNA-templated transcription
Molecular function (GO): DNA binding; DNA-binding transcription factor activity, RNA polymerase II-specific
Source: RefSeq, a predicted model, not a curated record
UGUACGCUGCUUCUUGACGCUGUUACUGGCCAUUAUUCGACGUUUAAGAAUCGCUUAGGGACGCAUUAUACACUUAACGGAGGUGUAUGCCCCCAACGAAGUUUCUUAGAGAUUUGACACUUAUUAUUAACAAACCAAAAAAAAAAAAAUUAUUAGCACGCUAUGUUGUGAUGUUCAGUCAAAAUUCGCAAUCCUUACGCCAAACUCCAAACUCGUCGUUUUACAUCCGGGAUAUAUUGGGGGCGGAUUCCGGACCAAAUGGGACACCGGAAAAGUAUCCGGAAUACGGACCAAGAGGAGGCCAGGCCCUGGUGGGAUACCCGCCAGGUCCAUACACAAGUCACGUGAUGGCACACCAGUCCCUGGUCCCGUCCAGUCGGGCUUAUCCCCUGCCAUUCACCGGUAGAGUGGGUUUUCCGAUGGAAUCCCUGCUCGACCUCCAAGAGGCUAGUUCCCUGCCCAUCCCUCUCCCCGUCUACAUUCGAUCCCGCUCCCCCGGGGAGACCACGGCCCUCCUGAGACCCAAGAAAUGUCGGAGGAGUCGCACCGUCUUCACCGAGCUCCAGCUGAUCGGACUGGAGAAGAGGUUCGAAUCCCAGAAGUACCUCUCCACACCUGAUCGGAUCGACCUUGCGGAAUCCCUCGGACUUUCUCAGGUCCAAGUGAAAACUUGGUACCAAAAUCGACGCAUGAAGUGGAAAAAAUCGAUUACACAAAAUGAGCGUAAUGCUGGACAUACGGGUACCUCAGACACACAAGAAGAAGUCGAGCCAUCAAGUAAACCAAGUGCGCAUGCUCCGACGUGAGCGUUUCUACAUCUGUUUAUUUUAUGUAUUCAUGAAAAUA